Periconia digitata is the source of this 309-nucleotide messenger RNA. The record is from the annotation of a GenBank genome assembly. NCBI's taxonomy places the organism in Eukaryota, Fungi, Ascomycota, Dothideomycetes, Pleosporales, Periconiaceae.
AUGAACCAUGGUACGCUCGUCGCCCUCUGCUAUAAGAGAGCAGAGUUCUCACAAGGCUUUCCACUUCCAUUAACCCUGUCUAGCCCAGUCAGAGCUCCUACAGCCCAGCAAAGGCAGCAGUGUCUGCUAUACCCUACCUGCCCACGAUGCCACUCAUCCUGGCACCCACUUUGACACCCACGCACCGCCGCGAACCUGUCAGCAUCAAUAUCAAGAGGCUUAGUCUUGAUAUUGAAGAUAUAGAUGCUUGAACGAGCGUUUGAAUGACUUUCGUAUUUUAUAUAUAGAGAUACACUCGUGGAUUUUCCU